ACUAUCAACCCAAUACCGGAAAAGCGCCAUGAAUCGCCCAAGACAUUCCAGAUUAUCCCCGUCUUUCUCUCGAUCUCGCUCCCGCUCCCCGCGCGGGUCAAGUAAUCGACAUUUCAAUCGCCGUAGACGAGACACUCCAAAAAGCAGCCAUGCCGACUCAGCACGGCCAUCUCUACCUUUCAGCGCAAUGUCACUAUCAAAGCGCGACUUAGCGCACUACGAACCGAUGUUCGCAAUGUACUUAGAUAUCCAGAAAGGUAUCGAUUUGGCGGAACUCAGUGAGCGGGAAACCAAAGGAAGAUGGAAGAGUUUCAUUGGCAAAUGGAACCGUGGAGAACUCGCAGAAGGGUGGUACGAUCCUAAGACCUUUGAGAAAGCUCGAGACAGCGCCUUCAGCAGAGGCUCAGUUAACGCCCGUAGCGCUGUGGGUCUUUCAGGACGGCAAUCCUCAUCCUAUAAUGAAUACAGUGGGAGGAAUCGCUCAGCUACACGAAGGGAUGCUAGGGGCUCUUUACCAUACGAUCAUGCAAGGGCUACCCAGAUAUCAGAACAGCUGGGCCCCACAGACAAAACUUCAGAAGGCUCCGGAGAGGAAGAAGAGGAAGAGGAGGGGUCCUACGGUCCUCAAGUACCUAUCGAGAAUGCUGCCUUAUCAGUAAACCGUGAUGAUGUACGACGUGUUGAUAAAUCCGGCCCUAAAGUUCCUACCAUGCAAGACCUUCAACUUCGUCGAGAGGACCAACUCUCUUCCGCCCAAGAAGCCUGUGAAGAAGCCCGCAUUUCCCACAAACACUCCCUAAAAUCGCACAAAUCCGAACUCCGCCGGUUCGAAGACGAAAUUGCUCCGCGCGCCGAACCAGGGACCCACGAACGCCGUGUGGAAAAACGCCGCGAGGCAGCAUUCGCCAAUCGAGAAUUUGCGGAAUCCCGUCGAGGCACAUCUCCCGGUGAAGCACCAGAUGCAGAGCUAAUGGGUGGCGCGAGUGACCUGGAGAUGUUGAAGCGCGAGCGUGAAAAAGAAAUGCGGAAGAAGAAUGAAAGAGAGAUCAGAAAGGAAGAGAUUCUGCGGGCACGAGCAGCAGAACGUGAAGAGAGACUCAAAUCCUAUCGAAAGAAAGAAGAAGAGACCAUGACGUAUCUUCGUGCUCUUGCGAAAGAGAAGUUCGGAUGAUUGUGUUAAUAUCAUUCUAGUGAUUUAAGAC
Messenger RNA from Coccidioides posadasii C735 delta SOWgp, 1202 nucleotides. RefSeq lists its product as uncharacterized. The record is from RefSeq and is a predicted model, not a curated record. Lineage: Eukaryota; Fungi; Ascomycota; Eurotiomycetes; Onygenales; Onygenaceae.